UUCGAAGGCUUGGCACUUAUAGACCAGCUAUCAUUUAAGUGAUCGGUGGCAUUACCAGCAUCCCGCCAGCCAAAAGUCUCUAGCGAGGCGGGAUUUCUGUUCACGCAGUAUACCAGGACAACAACCAAACCAAUAUUGUCCACAAAGAUGCGCACUACAUUUCCAACCCUUGCUUCAGCAAUUUUUGUGCUAUCUGGAAUAUUAAGCAAUUUGCCGGAUACCUACGCUUCGCUACAGUCAGAUACCCUAUACCGAGACUUGCAACAUGUGCAACUCUCCCGCCGCGGAUUCGAAGGAAUCAACACGGCCGAUUCUGGUGCAAACCAGUCCCAUUAUUACGCUGAACUUUCAAAACCCGCUGGGGGGCUUUGGAUUUGGACCAAUCUUGCCCGACUUACUCGAGUUAAUCUUCGUAAUGGGCAGCAGCAUAUUCCCCUUCCACAAGUGCAGAAUGGCUCGUUCACAUUUGAUGGACAGAAGACUCUUAUGUAUUGCAUUCCGAUAAUUUGUUUUCUUGGAUCACUUCUCCUGACUUUUAUCGCCAACUGCUGUGCUGGAUGUUGUCUUUGCACCUGCCGUAAACAGCGUCUGGCUCGCCGUCAAAGGGAUCCCUUUACAACGAGACAAAGGACAGUUGCUGGCUUCAUGCUCUUCUUCGUAUACUUCUGUUGGACUGCUGCUGUAAUUGGUGGAAUGCGUGGCAGUGAAUACUUCCAUAGAGCUAUGGUGAUCCUUGAUGAAACCGCAAAUCGAACAUUUGAAGAUGCUGACGGCAUUGUCGCCAACUUUCAAGUACGCUUGGGGGACGUCUUCGACACACUGGAUUCUGGCAUCAACAAUCUUACCGAUCGUGCAGCAAACUUGAUUGAUGUUGCGCCUCUCCAAAAUAUUUCGGACCAGAUUAUUCAACUAGCAGCCAACUGUACCGCCCUGGAUAACAAGAAGAAUUUGCUUACAUUGGAAGCCUCCAGUAUCGAAAGUUUCAAAAACUUGUUAACGGCUCCCGCAACCGGGCUUCUAUCCCAGCUGAUCACCAACAUCACUAUCGCCUCGAACAAGAUGGAUGAUUUAUCCCGUAAUUGGCAGCCGGUACCAGGCAAUUCCAACUACGCAUAUAAAUGGACUCGCGAUCCAAACGCACCAGAACCUGAUUGUAGCGAACUCAAUAAUCAACGAGGCCAAGUUGCGGGUACUGAAGAUGCGGUUUCCCUCGUAACUAACGCAUUGAGUGGUAUACCUGAGCUGUCUGAUAUCGCCGCGGAAGCCUUGAGCAUCGGUGGUGAUCUUCCAGGCAGAGUCAAGUCCAUUCAAACGCCAGCUUUGAACGAUGUUAAAAAUCAAACAAAAUCUGAACUGGCUUCCAUAAAAGCCGAUGUAAGCGUCACAUUUGAUGAUAUUGGACAGAAGAGCAACGAGUACCAGGCCACUGCGAACGAUUGGAUGUUAAAAAUCAUGAAGUAUGAACUUUACAGACGUAUUGCGUUCUUUGUCCUGUUUGGAUUGCCUGCCGUUAUUUUGAUAUUCAUGACAGGAGGAGUCGGUGGUCGAAGACCAGGACUUGUCAAGGGCUGUCUGUGCGGCUCCAUCCCGUAUACACUGUUGGCACUUUUCCUGACAAUGUUGUUCGUGAUCAUUAGUAUUCUUUUUGGCGAAGCAUGCACUGUUGCAUUCGACCGUUCAGAUGGCGGGCAGUCACCCCUGGUGUCGUUUAUGGGGAAUAUGACGGGCUCUAGCGACAUGAUCAGCAAAGCAUUCAAUGCUCGUGAUGCCUGCUUGCAAGGAACGGCUACGAUUGACGUUGUUCAGAUGUUCGUUACAUUGCCAGAUGUGGCGGAUAGCGCCAACCAGCAAAUAGAUUCGAUGAAUUUCUCCAGCGCCCUCAGUUCUUUGGAUGUGGAUUCGAUCAUCGGUAGUAUGCAGGACCCAUCAUCGGCCUCGUCGAACGCUGGUGCUGCUGAAACUCAAGUGAAUCAGUACAACCUUACUGCCAUAUCUACCAUGAAGGACGCUGUAGUGCUUUUACAACAGGCCAUCGGGCUUGCCAUUGACCAGCUUCAAGGAAACGGAACUGCUGGACCUGAUGGCUACCGAGUGUUCGUUGCAUCCGACAUAAACACCAACUACACGGCAGAUAAUGCAGCUCUCGACGCACUGGCAGCAGAAGUAGUUGCUCUGAGAAACCAGUUCCUGGGGUUCAAUUCAUCACUGAGUGUAUCUCUCACUACCUCCACAUCUAUCCAAAAUUCGUACAACACUAUGAAGUCCACCGUAAUUACAAUGGUGAAUAUUUCAAGUACCAUCGCAAGCGCGUUCAGCACACUGAAAACCAAUAUCGGGACGUAUGUGAACAAUCAAACUCAGGCCAUUAACGCCUCGAUUCCAGACCUAAAGGACACUAUGAGAGCAACGGUCAAUACAGCCCAAAACAUCAUAUACGGUGACUCAAGUAAUUGUAAAGAAGUAGCAAAGGAUACUGUGGAUAUCCAAAUGGCUGUGUGUGACGGAUUGUUGACCGGACUGGACGCUAUUUGGUUCGGUUUCUUCAUACUUGGCUCAGUGGGUGCAAUGUCCGUUCCGAUCUUCAUCUCGGCUGCCAAUAUGCUCGCGGACAGGGAUGCCACCAAACCCAAAGGCGACAAGAAAAAGGGUGGUAAGAAGGGUGGUAAAAAGGAUAAGAAAAGCAAAGGCAAACAGGCUAAAGGAAAGGGCGAGGAUGAUGUGGAAGCUGGACAGAUCAAAUGGACCACUCCCAAGGCACCGAAUACAGACGUGAGGAUUGAGAAAUCCAGUCGCAUGGACGAGCUGGAGUCGCCAAGAGACAGGAAGACCGCAGAAGGACCAGAUGGAAUGUAUCCAAGCCUCAGCAGCCUUCCACCCAACUAUGAGGAAUCCUUCUCGUCCCCGUCGCACCUUGAACACCGAGAACCAAACCGAUCAAGAGCUCCCUCCCAGCGGGCAUACGAAUUUCCUGUUGAGGACAUCCAAGAAAUGCGUCCCAGCUGGCUUGGAGCAUCCCUACCUCCCGGGGAUGUGGAAGUCAUGUCGCCAGCGUUCUCCCCUCGUCACCAUCAUCCCAAUGUUCCCCUCCCUCAAUCUUACGUGAGCAAUCACGGAGAGUACUUGGAGCCAGCUCAACCAUUGAUCCGUCACGGAAGCAAUGCUUCCCACGGUUCAAGGCGUGCCUCAUACGUCCCGCAUCAGCCAGUGUAUGAUCAUGUUGUCGCCCAGUUGUCAAAACGCAUGAGCGCACAACAGUUUGAUUAUCCCGAAAACCCACACCAAGAACAAUAUUCGCAUGGCAGUGGGCAUCAUUCACACUACGGCAGUGAUGAGGAGGAGCAGUAUAGGUGAACGAGCGAAGAAGUCUACGAGAGAGUGUGGGAUUGGGGAAGGGAAUGUGGGGGUGCAUAAGGUGGAGCUGGGAUGGGGAAAUCCUUUGUUAACUAACUUAGCUGUACGUUGAAAAGAAGAUGAUGAUCGCAUAGUUCAGUUAAUCCGUAAUCAUAUCUACAUCUCGACGGAUCUGUUAAACGGCAG
Molecule: messenger RNA, 3537 nt
Organism: Spizellomyces punctatus DAOM BR117
Lineage: Eukaryota; Fungi; Chytridiomycota; Chytridiomycetes; Spizellomycetales; Spizellomycetaceae
Exons: 8
Coding region: 148-3351 (1067 amino acids)
Cellular component (GO): membrane
Source: RefSeq, a predicted model, not a curated record